This is a messenger RNA of Bombus terrestris (buff-tailed bumblebee), 1950 nucleotides long. RefSeq names its product UBX domain-containing protein 4. Gene Ontology annotation, molecular function: protein binding. NCBI's taxonomy places the organism in Eukaryota, Metazoa, Arthropoda, Insecta, Hymenoptera, Apidae. The record is from RefSeq and is a predicted model, not a curated record. The coding region runs from base 314 to 1915 and encodes 533 amino acids. The transcript is spliced from 7 exons.
UAACUUGUCUACAAUAGCGUUACGUGACACUGACUUGCAUUUCACAAGGCUUAUUUUUGCAUAUUCACACAAGAUUGUGGUUACAGCUAUUUAUAUAUACCUUACUGAAUUAAUAUAAAGACAAACGGACAAUUAUGCUCAAUGCAAUGGACCAAUUCAUUAAUACAAUUCAAUAGUUACCUAACCAAACCUUACGUAGUUUUUGAAACGUCAAGUUCUAUAGAAAAUUUCUAGUGAUUGAACUCACUUUUUCAUUACGUCAUUAUCAACUGAUAACACAAUAGAACACGAAUAUCCUUAAUUUGCAAAAAACAUGAAGUGGUUUAAAGGUAGCAUCAAUGAAGCAGUGGCAACAUCAAAAUCAAGGAAAGCAAUUUUUGUCGUUUUCAUCGAAGGUAAAGAUGACACAUCUGCACAGGUUGCCGAAGCAAUCAAUGCUACAGAAGUUUCUUGCCGCUUGGAACAGGAAGAUUUUGUAGCAAUUCGAUUAGAAAGUGGAUCUGAAACCUACAGAUUCUUUGCACAGAUUUAUCAAUUGGUACCUGUACCAUCCCUAUUCUUCAUUGGUGAAAAUGGUGCACCUUUGGAAAUUAUUGCUGGCACCACAACAGCAGCUGAUUUAGCUACUAAAAUUGACUUAGUUUUAACAAAAGUAGGAAAAAAUAAAAACGCAUCUGUCAAUCUGAUAGAUGCAGAACAAAAAGCUACUGUGGCCAGUGGUGCUACUAAUGCUAAUAUGAAAAUUGACAUAGAUAAAAAUAAUGAUAACAUACCAAAAUCAAGCAGAGAAGUACCAUUAACUCAAGCUACAUCAGAGGAUAAGGAUAAGAAUGUAAUUAAGAACGUUAUUAAGGAAGAACCAUCCACAAGCUUAAAAACUAACGAGCCAUCAGAACCAGUCAAUGAAACAAAGGAGACACCUACUAAAGAACUAACACCAGAAGAAAAAAUAAAGAAAGCACAGCAGCUAAUAGAAUUACAAAGAAAACAGCGUAUAGAAGAGGAAGAAAGGAAAAGUAGACAAAGUGAAAUAGAACGUCGUAAAAUCGGUCGUGACGUACAAAAAAUGCGGCAAAAACAGCAGGAUCUAGAAAUGAAACAAGCUUACGAAGAGAGAAUGAGAGAGAAAGCUGCUGACGCAGCAGCUCGGGAGAAAGUUUUGCAACAAAUUGCUCAGGAUAAAUUAGAGAGGAAACAAAAAGAAUUAGCAAUGCAGCAGCAACAAGGACAACAACAAGGACAGCAACAAAGUCAACAAAAAUGUAACAACUCAGAACCAUCUGAACCACCGAUAUCUACGCCAACUGUCAGUAGAAUACAAUUCCGAUUGCCAUCUGGCAGUCCUUAUAUCGCGCAGUUUGAACCAUCAAGUACUUUGCGUGAUUUGCGUACUUAUGUUGUUGAGAAUAUUAAUUUACCAUUCGACCAAUUUGCGAUGUCUACCUCCUUUCCAAGACGGGAAUUAAUGCAUGAAGAUGACGGUAAAACUCUUUUAGAAUUGCAACUGGUUCCUACAGCAGUUAUCCUAAUCCUGCCUUUGAAAAAUUCGACCGUUACAACAACUGUGACAUCUACACAAGAUAUUGGUAUUUUACCACGGUUCGUUUGGUCCACUUUUUCAAUUUUCACAGCUGUGUACUACUAUGUGAUAGGAUAUUUCACCGGAGGUACACGCAAUAAUACACCGAAACAACCAAAUAACUCUUCUGGAAAUAACGAUUCAGAAGACAAAGCAGCUGGUACAGUUAAAAAUCUUCAGAAUGUUGCUAGUUCAUCAGGUUUGGUUAGAAGAUAUUUGGGUAAUCAAGGAAGUACAACCAUCAAAACUGAAGGAAAUGUACAUAGACUACAAUCAGGUGGGGAUGAUAAUGAUGAGAAUAAUACAUGGAACGGUAAUUCAACGCAACAAAUGUAGAUUAUUAUAAAUCAAUAAAGUUCUAAUGAGCUUUA